This is a messenger RNA of Acanthamoeba castellanii str. Neff, 390 nucleotides long. RefSeq lists its product as uncharacterized. The transcript has a single exon. The coding region runs from base 1 to 390 and encodes 129 amino acids. The record is from RefSeq and is a predicted model, not a curated record. Lineage: Eukaryota; Discosea; Longamoebia; Acanthamoebidae.
AUGGGCGACCGCGGCCACAAGCGCGCCUACCUCUACCACUGGACCUACGAGGCCGACUGGUUCCCCAACCACUACGGCGCCUGGCACAACGAGGACGUCGUCUACCUCACCCAGCAGGGCUGCGUCCUCAACGCCCCCACGCCCUACUGCAACGUCUUCACCCCGCAGACCACCCCUGCCAGUAUGCCCCUCGUUUCCAAGCUCCAGGGCUUCUGGUCCGCCUUCGCUGCCAAGGGCAAGCCCGAUGUGCGCGGCUGGGACGCCUACACCCACGUUGUGGGCAGGAAGGGUAAACCCCACUACCUCUCCAUCGAAAGCCCCACCUCCUUCCAGGUCAAAAGCUCGCCCAUCCAGGUCAGCCAGUGCGCCUUCCUCAACACAAGGGUGUAA